UUUAUAGAAAAUCUGCUUGCGCGUACCAUUUUUGUUUGGGUUAGGAACGUAACGAAGUUGUGCAAGGUUAAUGAGAUCUUAUGAGAUACAGAUUCUUUAUAUCUAGUCAUAUAUGGAGUAAUAUUUAUAGUUAGCGAAACAUAACUGUGUAAGAAAGGAAUGUCAACGCUGUUGACAAUCAUCUCAAGUUUUCAAUGUUCUCGACUAAGGCACGAUUAAUAGAACGCACAGGGAAAAAUGGUGUCAAUCGUUAUGAUUUUUUGAAGCUUCUAGCAACUGAAUAUAAAACAGCCAAGUCUAAAGAUGCAAAGGAACAAGUGUUGGCAAACUUAGCAAAUUUUGCCUAUGAUCCUAUAAAUUACGGAUACAUAAGACAGCUACAAAUAAUUGAUUUGUUUCUCUAUGCUUUAUCCGAAGAGAAUCCAACAUUAGUACGUUACGCCAUAAGUGGUAUUUGUAAUUUAUGUUUAGAUGCAAUAAAUAAGAUAUACAUUCUGCGCAAUCAAGGCGUUGAAUUAGUAUCAUCAUUACUUUCUUCCCAAGAUGAAGACAUUGUGCUCUCAACAAUUUCUACUUUGAUGUUUUUAAUCACACCUGAAUCAAGAAACGAAAUAACAUCGACCGAAAUAAUUAAACACAUAACUUUAUUCCAAGCAAGAUCAUUUGCUGAUACAACAAUGAACAAUUUGAGGGAAGGUGAUGAGGUGUCAGUUUUCAGAAAGAUAACAAAUAAUGACAUACUCAAAUUUGCUGAAUUGACAGGUGAUUAUAAUCCAAUACACACGGAAUCGGUAAAAAAUAUAGCACAUGGUGCUUUACUCAAUGGUCUGGUGUCAGGGUUGAUUGGUACAAAGUUACCUGGUCCAGGCACUAUUGUUAUUGAACAAAAUCUUACAUUUCCUAAACCGUGUUAUGCUGGUGAUUGUAUACAAGUCGUAGUCAAAAUCGUAUCAGGCAAAAUGUACGUGGCUUUAUUGAUGAUGGCUCUUUGCAUAUCAUACUCUUACGCAGAAAACAAUAGUACUGUUUCAAGCAUUGAAUCAUCUGCAAAAGUCGAGGAACCUAUUGGCUGUGUUUGUGGCGUAUUUCUAAGCGGACAAUUUAAGAGAGGAAGCAGGGAGCAACCUACGGGAUAUCCUGCACUCCUCCAUGAAUAUCCUGAUCGACUUCCAUGCACUGUCAUGGGAAAUAGACUUUGCACCAGCAAAUGUCUCGAUGUUAUAGUGAAAUAUUUACCGAACAGCCCGGCGAUCCUUUGUGCUUCUCUGGACCGUGAUUGUUAUAGAGAAAGAGCUUAUCUUUUCAUCCAAAACUGUAAGGAUGAGUGGAUGAAUACCAAUCUGUCUGCGGGCAAAGAGUAUUGUUGUAAAGAUGGAUUGCCAUACAAAUGUCGUUAAUGUGAAUUUAAGAUGAUACUUUUGUACAAUAAUGAUAGUUUUGAUAAUAGUGUUCGAUGAUAGUAGUUCGAUAAUAGCAUUUAUAAUAAACAAAGCACAUUGAUUUGUGGUA
This is a messenger RNA of Linepithema humile (Argentine ant), 1509 nucleotides long. Its product is annotated as armadillo repeat-containing protein 7. The record is from RefSeq and is a predicted model, not a curated record. Lineage: Eukaryota; Metazoa; Arthropoda; Insecta; Hymenoptera; Formicidae.